Messenger RNA from Diuraphis noxia (Russian wheat aphid), 2006 nucleotides. RefSeq names its product elongation of very long chain fatty acids protein baldspot (gene Baldspot). NCBI's taxonomy places the organism in Eukaryota, Metazoa, Arthropoda, Insecta, Hemiptera, Aphididae. The record is from RefSeq and is a predicted model, not a curated record. Gene Ontology annotation, molecular function: fatty acid elongase activity. Gene Ontology annotation, biological process: very long-chain fatty acid biosynthetic process; sphingolipid biosynthetic process; fatty acid elongation, monounsaturated fatty acid. Gene Ontology annotation, cellular component: endoplasmic reticulum membrane.
CGGAUCGUACGCGUCGCGAGGUUCGCGGUGUAACGUGCCGCCGGGCACAGGCCGCCGCCGCCGCCGCCGCCGUCUCUGUGCUGCACACACGCACGCGCGUUUCGCUUACGUUUUUUCACGAUCACGUCCAAGUCGGGCAGAACCGCAGAAGUACACUUUCCGUUCACAGGCUCAACCGAUAGCAAGUCGGUUCGUCAGUCGCCUCAGACGCACACACACACGCAAACACGCGGCUCGCGGCGGACACGUUAAAACGCAAUAAUUCGGCUCUCGUGCAUAUCACAAUAACACAAUAUCAAUUAUUGUUAUUACAUAUUUAACUGUUGAUAGUGUUAUUUUGAUAUAAUACGGCGUGUUUACGCGUUUCGUUUUUUUUUUUAACUCGGUCGCCGGUUACGUUCCAACAGAGCCGAUUCACUCGCCCGUGGCCCCGUUGUUGCGCGCUGCCAGUCGUCGUAUCUCACGUUACGCCGGUAUUAUUUUCCCACCGCCAAACACUGUGACAAAUAAAAUACCACUCGACACGACGUUCAAUCUACCUACUUAUUGUACGUCGGCAUUUCACGCGGGACCCACCGUCACACAGAAUACGUAGCCAUGGUCCGCCUUGUGAUGUACCCUGAACCGUCCAACUACUCGUACGUGUUCGACUUCGAGGAGAACUUCCACUACGAAUGGACGCGGCAGUGGAUGACCGAGAACUGGACCAACGGGUUCUACUACUGUACCAUAUACGCCAUGCUGGUGUUCGGGCUCCGGAGGAUGAUGCGCGACCGAGCCGGCUUCCGUCUCAAAGGGCUGUUGGUGCUGUGGAACGUGAUGCUGGCCACGUUCAGCCUGGUCGGUUUCGCCCGUACGGCGCCCGAACUGUUCCGGGUGCUCAACAAAUACGGACUGCACCAUUCGGUGUGCGUCACCAGCUAUGUCGAGGAUGACCCUGUGUCCGGGUUCUGGUCGUGGCUGUUCGUGCUGUCCAAGUUGCCCGAACUCGGCGACACGAUAUUCAUCGUGCUCCGCAAGCAGCCGCUCAUCUUCCUGCACUGGUACCAUCACAUCACCGUGCUGCUGUAUACGUGGUUCUCGUACAUGGAGUUCACGUCGUCCGCCCGGUGGUUCAUCGUCAUGAACUACUCGGUACACUCGAUGAUGUACACGUACUACGCGGCGCGGGCCAUGGGCUACCGGCCGCCCAAGCAAGUGUCCAUGUUCAUCACGGCCAGUCAGCUGACGCAGAUGUUGAUCGGCUGUUUCAUCAACUACACCACGUACGGUUACCUGAAGUCCGGCGGCCCGCACUCGUGCCGUGUGUCCAAGCUCAACAUCACCCUGUCGUCGGCCAUGUACUUCAGUUACUUGCUGCUGUUCGCCCGAUUCUUUUACAACGCGUAUCUCAACAAGGGGAGCCGUGUCGGCGCGUCCAAAAAAUCGUCCAAGCAACAUUGAUCCCGGAACACCACGGUGGUAACGUCUUCUUCUGCGGCGGCUGCGGUGGCUGCUGCUAAUGCAAACACCGCCGCCGCCGCCGUGAUGCGCCGCCGCAGUGUGAUGUGCCGUCGCAGCUGGCCAUUGAUUUUCAAACACUUGCACUGAUAUUAUUAUUAAAUACCUAUUAUUUACGAGAUUAAUACGUUGCGAUAGAAGAUCAUUAUUUAUUAUUAUUAUUAUUAUUAUUAUUAUUAUUAUCAACGAGACGAACAUGUGCUAAUUUUAUUUUGAUAAGUUUUCUUGCUCGAUUACUAUAUUAUUUACAUCCUGUGUUUUCUUUUUUUCUUUCUGUCUUUUGUUGUUUAGGAAAACCGUUCGUUUUUUAGACGAUAAAUUUAUAUUAUUUUUUUUUUUGUAUUUUCUACUUAGUUUGUACUUUACCUUCGCGAAGAUAAAAUCUCGAAUAUAACGGCCAUCGAUUAUAACGGCGUUGUAAGUUGUUUUAUAGGCAUUUUUGUUUGAAGUGCGUGUGCCUACAUAAUACUUAGCCAAAUAAAAAAGAAAAUUUUAUUUUUCAAGAA